AUGUCCUUUACUCGGAUUAAUCGACACAAACAGUACUCCGAGCGGAAUAAGUUUAUUCACACACAACUUCGUUUUUCUGCGGAGAGUGCGGCUUUCAUGAACGUUGGACCUUCGGAACACUACCUUGCGCGCACAUCUUUCCAUCGUCUUCUAACCGCAGCUGGUGUUAAUGUUAAUCGGCGUUCAAUUUUGUUGUACUUGAACCUAACCAUCCGGAGGGACGAACCGCUCCUGAUUACCGGUCCGAGCGGAGUUGGAAAGACUGCAUUGCUACGCGUGUUGGCUGACUUGUGGCCUGCACUGGCUGCUGACCAAGGGCGACCGGAGCGCAGCCUUUUCUACCGUUCUCCCAGGUUCACCUAUGCCUAUGUUCCACAGCAGGCGUUUGUUCCAUCUAAUGGCUCCUGUCCCUCCGAGCUCUUCAACCUUCUAGAUCCUGCGGACACAGAUCAAGCGACAUGGGACCCUCAUGUUCGGGCAUUACAUCUCGCCUACCUACUGUUAACACUGUCGGACACACCAUCCCGAUCAAAUGCACAGGUUUCUGUGCAAAGCGAGCAAGAUGACGAAUCAUCAAUGCGAAAAUCUUUCCCCACAAUAAAAGUGAAUGCCGCCUACUCAGGAAGCAUGGAUUUCCCUUUGGAAGGAAUAGAUGGGAUGGAACAGUACCCCGUUUCUUCGUUUUGUGGCUAUCCCAUCGACGCUUUUGACCGAGCCCUGAAACUUCUCGUGGAAUUUCGUUUGGCUGAUGUACAAGAUGCCGAGUACAUACAUGAAAAGUUGCGCUCUUACCGAAUAAGGUCAUCCGUUAUCACUUCGACCAAUUGGUGCUCGGCAUUUUGGAAGCGUGUAGGCAAUUUGUUCCGGUUGGGCUGCCAGCUGGUUUCGCACCGAUCGACUUUUGAACCGGCUGAAAGCUUCUCCUUCAUUUGUCCUAAUGUCAACCUUCUUUUUCUCUUUGUUGCCGUUUCCGUAGAAGUGAAUGCCGCCUACUCAGGAAGCAUGGAUUUCCCUUUGGAAGGAAUAGAUGGGAUGGAACAGUACCCCGUUUCUUCGUUUUGUGGCUAUCCCAUCGACGCUUUUGACCGAGCCCUGAAACUUCUCGUGGAAUUUCGUUUGGCUGAUGUACAAGAUGCCGAGUACAUACAUGAAAAGUUGCGCUCUUACCGAAUAAGGUCAUCCGUUAUCACUUCGACCAAUUGGUGCUCGGCAUUUUGGAAGCGUGUAGGCAAUUUGUUCCGGUUGGGCUGCCAGCUGGUUUCGCACCGAUCGACUUUUGAACCGGCUGAAAGGUCGACUGGUUAUUCUCCCGGUGAAGUGCAGCGACUGUUACUCUGCUCCGUAUGUUUUCAGCGCCCAGAUGUAGUGUUUCUGGACGAGGCAACCAAUCAGCUAAGUGCAGCGGACCAAGCACAAGUGUAUGAGAGUCUCCGCUCACGGAAGAUCACCCCAGUCACCGUUGCCCAUCAGUUGAAUCUGCGACAGUAUCACUCUGUGGAAUUGCAACUAUUUCCAUCUCCGAAUAUCCCAGACAUUGAAGAUAAAUCCGACGGUGUCUUGGGUGACUCGGUACAUCCAUCGUGGAAGAUUACACGUUACCGGUGA
Molecule: messenger RNA, 1605 nt
Organism: Opisthorchis viverrini
Lineage: Eukaryota; Metazoa; Platyhelminthes; Trematoda; Opisthorchiida; Opisthorchiidae
Exons: 6
Coding region: 1-1605 (534 amino acids)
Biological process (GO): fatty acid beta-oxidation; peroxisome organization; very long-chain fatty acid catabolic process
Cellular component (GO): peroxisomal membrane
Molecular function (GO): long-chain fatty acid transmembrane transporter activity
Source: RefSeq, a predicted model, not a curated record